AUGCAAGUGAAAGUCCCUUUCUGGAUCGGCUUGACGUACAACGACAAUGCAUAUAAAUGGAAUAAUGGAGAACCAAUGCAUGAUAUCGACUUCAAGCAGUGGGCGGCAAAAUACCCUGACUCUCAAAAAGGUGACUGUGUCAAAAUGGUACCCGGAGAAGAGAAAACUGGCCAGUGGUUCAAUGAGUUUUGUGACAAGGACCUUCUAUACAUUUGUCAGAUUGCCUCCUGCAGUACAGAUCAUUAUUGUCCUGAUUUACGAUGA
Messenger RNA from Cooperia oncophora, 264 nucleotides. NCBI's taxonomy places the organism in Eukaryota, Metazoa, Nematoda, Chromadorea, Rhabditida, Trichostrongylidae. The record is from the annotation of a GenBank genome assembly.